GGGGCGCGGCCGACGGCUCCGACCCGGCGCUCUCGGCGCCUUCGGCGGGCACGAUGUCGCCUCCGAAAGCUCGUGCCUUCAUGCAGAGAAGUCCUGUUUGGAGUUGUGCACUGUUCUCUUUAUUGGUACGGAUGCAGACUUAGCCAUUCUCUGACAUGGGAAUGAACUGGCGUGGCCUGGCCUCAUCCACCCGAUGAAACUCUCAGGCCUCAGAGGAGGGCGGCUGUAUGAAAAACUGCCUUUCGCCAGUAGACCUGGGACAGGCUGACUCCCAAAUUAUGCAGAAAAUGUCAGCUUACUGUUCAAGUUGUACUGCCUCACAGUGAUGACCCUGGUUGCUGCAACGUACACGGUCGCAUUGCGGUACACAAGGACAGUGGAUACAGAACUCUACUUUUCAACGACGGCUGUGUGCAUCACUGAAGUUAUCAAGUUGUUCUUGAGUGUGGGCAUCUUGGCGAAAGAAACUGGAAGUCUGACAAGGUUAAUAACAUCUUUAAAAGAAAAUGUAUUCGGAAGUCCUACAGAAUUGCUAAAAUUAAGUGUACCAUCUUUGGUGUAUGCUCUCCAAAACAAUAUGGCAUUUGUGGCUCUUAGCAACUUGGAUGCGGCGGUGUACCAGGUGACAUAUCAGUUGAAGAUCCCUUGUACAGCUUUAUGUACAGUCCUAAUGCUAAACCGUACCCUUAGUAAGUUGCAGUGGUUCUCUGUCUUCAUGCUGUGCGGUGGUGUUACCCUUGUUCAGUGGAAGCCUGCUCAGGCUACAAAAGUACAGGUGGAGCAGAAUCCAUGGCUAGGGUUUGGAGCGAUUGCUGUUGCUGUAUUGUGUUCAGGAUUUGCAGGAGUUUAUUUUGAGAAGGUCGUAAAGAGUUCAGAUACUUCCUUGUGGGUGAGGAACAUUCAGAUGUACUUGUCUGGGAUUCUGGUGACUUUAUUCGGUGUGUACAUGUCAGACGGAGCCCAAGUUCAUGAGAAAGGGUUUUUCUAUGGCUAUACAUACUACGUCUGGUUUGUCAUCUUUCUUGCCAGCGUCGGUGGCCUCUACACUUCGGUCGUUGUUAAGUACACAGAUAAUAUUAUGAAAGGCUUUUCUGCAGCGGCAGCCAUUGUUCUUUCUACUGUGGCAUCCUACAUCCUCUUUGGCCUCCAGAUAACUCUUACCUUCUCCGUGGGUGCUUUCCUGGUGUGUGUUUCUAUUUACCUCUAUGGAUUACCUCGACAAGACACCACGAAAAUCCAGCCAUCAGAGACUAAGAGCUCAAAAGAGAGACUUGCUACUGUGUGACAUUGUCCAUUUUUAUGGACAGAUAGACAAGAGAAAAAGUGGACUCUAAAAAAAAAAAACCUACAUGUUUUUAAAAUGAGCCUUAAGCUAGUCAUGAAACGGUUUCAGUGGGAUAGACUAAAAGCAGAAGUUAGCUCUGUUUUACAUGUGAAGCUUCCAGUGGCUGAUGCUGAGGCUACAUUACAGCCGAGGAGCUGGAUGGGUGUUUUAUUGAAGGUAUUCUUCAUUCACAUUGGACAAUGAAGAGUCCCAUUUACAAGGAAAGCAGAACAAAGGAACCAAACACUCAAUUGUAUAUAAUGUAUAUAACGGGGGGAAAUUGGUUCUUUGUGUAUUUGAUAAACUGUCUUGCCCUUUGAGGGCAGAAAUUCCCAAAAGCUUCAUAAAAAUCUAUUAAAAAGAGCAACUACUGCCAGCAUUUUCUCUUAAA
Molecule: messenger RNA, 1715 nt
Organism: Aquila chrysaetos chrysaetos
Lineage: Eukaryota; Metazoa; Chordata; Aves; Accipitriformes; Accipitridae
Gene: SLC35A1
Product: solute carrier family 35 member A1
Exons: 9
Coding region: 326-1285 (319 amino acids)
Biological process (GO): pyrimidine nucleotide-sugar transmembrane transport
Cellular component (GO): Golgi membrane
Molecular function (GO): pyrimidine nucleotide-sugar transmembrane transporter activity
Source: RefSeq, a predicted model, not a curated record